This is a messenger RNA of Larimichthys crocea (large yellow croaker), 1199 nucleotides long. Its product is annotated as granulins. Gene Ontology annotation, cellular component: extracellular region. Bases 159 to 1031 code for a protein of 290 amino acids. NCBI's taxonomy places the organism in Eukaryota, Metazoa, Chordata, Actinopteri, Sciaenidae. The record is from RefSeq and is a predicted model, not a curated record. The transcript has 6 exons.
ACUGUCAAUCUGACAGUCACAGGACAAAGGGGUGUGAUACACAGUCGGUUCCUGUGGGAGGAUCUAAUCUCCUGUAUAAAUAGCAUUGUGCUGUGGUUAAGUUAGAGGAAGUGUGAGGCGCGUUGCACAAAGCUGUUGAAUCACUUCACUUACAAAAGAUGUUCAGGGUAAGCCUGUGCUUGUUUGUGUGGGGGAUUGCGUCCUGCUCCAUCACAUGUCCGGAUGGAAGUACCUGUUCUGAUUCGACCACCUGCUGUAAGACUGAACAUGGAUAUGCCUGCUGUCCAUAUCCAAAAGCUGUUUGCUGCCUUGACCUGGCCCACUGCUGCCCUUCAGGGUUUACAUGUAACCUGGCCACCCUGAUGUGUGAUAAAGCAAACCAGCCGUGGCUGAACACACCCAUGGUGAAGAAGGAGGCUGCAGAGAAACCAUUCACCCCUCUUGAAAACAGUCACAUCCCAGAACAACAAAAGGGUUCAGUCGGUGUAGUCCACUGUGACAACUAUUACGUCUGUCCCGAUGGCACUACCUGCUGCAGACACCCAAAAGGUGGCUGGUUCUGUUGCGGGUACUCUCCUGGUAGGUGUUGUCUGGAUGGCUACCACUGUUGUCCAUGGGGCUACGACUGUGACCACACUUAUACCCACUGUGUGAGGCAGCAAGGCCUGAGAUAUCCUUUCACUCCCAAACAAGCCCUGUCUUCAGUUCCUGCUGCUCUCCUUUCAACACCAAAGGAACAAAGCAGCUUGAAAGAGCAGACAUCACUGACAGCUCUAACAGAAGCUAGUAGCGGCACCCAUGAGGUUGGAGUCAUUCGCUGUGAUUCCAGGUUUUUCUGCCCACAAGGGAAAACCUGCUGCAAAGGGUCGGGUGGCCAGUGGAGCUGCUGUCCCUACCGACUGGGCGAGUGUUGUUCAGAUGGUAAGCACUGCUGUGAUUAUGGAUAUAAGUGCGACUCCACCUCCAUGAUGUGCAAACAGGGGUUCUCCGAGAUCCCCGCAGGAACACAGGAACGUGCCAAAUCAAACUGAGGACAUGUUUUUAAGUUUGUGCACUGUAACAGCUUUUUUUUUUUUUAAAUACUGUUUUGUUACAUGUUUCAGAUAACACUUAAUCACAGCAUCAAUAGAGAAAAUAAACACAAAUCACUGAAUUGUGAGUUGAGAAUGUUUUUUGAAUGAAUGUUUUUUUGUAAUUAA